CACGGUAAGAAGUUGUCGUGUUAUUUGUAUCAUCCAUAGUUUGCAGCGUUUUAAAGCUGCAGAAGGGGAAUGUUAUAGUGUCUUCUUUCGUUUCCAAAAAAAGAAAAAAAAGGGUUUCAAGCAGUUACGUGGUGUGUGAAAACAUGAUUAGUAGUUUUGCAGGCAGUAUAGGUAUUAAGCACUGGGACAAAGCUCGCUGGUGGUGUUGCCGAAGGGUGCAUUUGAACUUGGCCUCUUUUAUUGCUGUUUUUUUCUUUUCCUCUGUCGUCAUGACAACCCAAAGGGCUCAGAGCGCUUAACGCCACCCUUUCAUCUUGAAUCCCCGCUGACCUAAAUGCCCCUUCGAGGUUUUGGCCGCUGAAGGCGACCGGGGCAAAUCAACAUGGAGCGCAAGGAGGAGAGCAGACGGGCCGGCGGUCGCCGCAGCUCGGGCUGGGGUCGCAUCGCCCUGCUGGACGAGACCGAGGAGUUCUUCCAGACGUGCGACGUGGAAGGCCGGGGCUUCAUCACGCGCACCGACAUGAGGAGGCUCCACAGGGAGCUGCCGCUGUCGGCAGAGGAGCUGGAGGACGUCUUUGACUCUCUGGACACGGAGCGUGCCGGUUACCUCACGCUUGAGGCCUUCUCUUCUGGAUUCAGUCAGUUCCUUCACGGCCGGAGAAUCUCUGUGACGGACGAGCCGGCCCAGUCGCAGGCUCGGGGCUUCAGGACCAAGGAGGCCUUCUACCAGAGCCAAUGGGAAGCCAAGCUGUCCGGGGGCGAGGACGAGGAAGAGGGACACUUCUGUAUGCUGCUCGACAGCCUGGGAGCCGGCAACGUUUUCGAGGACCCGGACGAGGUGCGCAGCCUGUGGGCGCGGCUCAGGCGAGAUGAGCCUCACCUUCUGUCCAACUUUGAGGAGUUCCUGGCCAGGGUCACGCAUCAGAUCAAGGAGGCCCGCCAGGAGAAGAGGGACAUGGAGAGCGCCCUCCAGAGGAAGGCGGCGACGCACGACGACGAGAUCCGCCACCUGUACGAGGAGAUGGAGGCGCAGAUCAAGACGGAGAAGGACCGGCUGCUGCUGAAGGACUCGGAACAUCUCCAGUCGAAAAGCCAGGACUUGGAAGAGCAGCUGUCGUCCAAGGAGAGGGAGCUGGAGCUGCUCUUCCAGAAGCAGAAUAGGUUGGAGCUGGAGUGCCGCGAGCUGAGCAGCGAGAAGCAGGAGAGCCACGUGGAGAACGUCAAGCUCAAGGUGACCAACGACGAGCUGGCGCGGGCGCUGGAGAGCACCAGCCAGGGGCUGCUGGUGGCCCAGGACCAGCUGGCCGUGCUGCAGGAGCAGGCUGCGCGCCUGCACCAGGAGAAGGAGAUGGAAAUGUACAGAGUGACUGAAGGACUGCAAAGAGAGAAGCAAAGCCUCAUGAAACAGCUCGAUCUCCUCCGAGAGAUGAACAAACACCUAAAGGACGAGCGUGACAUCUGCUCUGGUGUGCCAAGAACAUCUCUGAGGAAGAAGCAGAAGCAGCGGGCAGGCCUGGCCAGCAUGUUGGACGACAGCAGCCAGCCUGCCAAAAGAUCUCCUGUGGUGCAGGAUGGCUCCUACCAGUCUCUGGAGGCCUUGCCUAUAGAGCACCUUCAAAUCGUGUUUGUUGCUUCCUCCUCCUGUAGUGAGGACGACGCCGUCGCCGUCAAUUCCGUGAGGAAGAGCGGCGGAUUGGCCAACGGCUACGGCGUUCCCGCCGCUCCCAAAGCGCACAACGUCAGGGCCAAGGGCAAGAAGGCCAUGGCCAGGUCCUCCAGUUUCAGGAGGACCGGGAGAGAGCGGGCCAAGAGGCCGGAGACCGAGGCCGACGUCGAGGACGAGGUGCCGGACUCGCCCCGGGGCGGGUGGCCCCUCCGCCGGGUCAUCUCCAUCGAAGAGGACCACCUGCCUCACCUCCUCCAAGGGGGGCCGCAACUCCUCCAGCACCAACUCAGCGAGGAGGAAGACGGAAAGGUGGCGCAUAGCGAUUUGGAAUGCGGCGUGGUCCCCAGGAAACCGGGACAGUUUUCCCGGGCGAAGACGACCCCCACGUCGCCGCGGGGGCAGCCUGUCGGGAAGGAGACCCAACACGUGGCAGAAGCGCCCGCGUUAGGCCCCAGUCGUCUCUUUAAGGUGGUCUUGGUGGGCAACUCCAGCGUGGGCAAGACGUCGCUUCUACACUCCUUUUGCGAGGGACAUUUCCACCCAUCCAUCACGGCGACUGUGGGGAUCGACUUCAGCGUGAAGACGCUAACCUUGAACAGUAUGCAGAUCGCGAUGCAGCUUUGGGACACGGCGGGUCAAGAGAGGUAUCGCAGCAUCACCAAGCAGUUCUUUCGCAAGGCCGACGGCGUGGUGGUGAUGUACGACGUCACGCUGGAGGAGAGCUUCAAGGCCGUGCGACCCUGGCUCGCCAACGUCAAGGACGCUGCAGGAGAAGGCGUCCAAAUCCUCGUGCUGGGCAACAAAAUGGACAUGGAUGCAGAUAGAGAGGUGUCCUUCAAAGAGGCAGAACAAUUGGCUCAAGAAAGCAAGGUGAUGUUCUACGAGGUCAGCGCCUACACAGGCAAGAACGUGACCGAGUCCCUCACCCACCUGGCCCGGGUGUUGAUGGAGCAAGAAGACCGAGUGAGAGACACCACAGUCAUCCUCAGCGCUCAGCCCUUGAAGAAGAAAGCCUGCUGCAAGUGAACGCGCCUCGGCGGAGGUCUUCUUUUGUACAAUGCGUCAAGCAAGGCUCUUAAUAUGUUCUGUUGUUACCAUUACUAGAUAUUAAUAGGAACGCAUCAUCGUUGGGGAAAUCACGCUCCUCGUAGCAUUAGCUUUAUCUGCCCUAUUUGUAACGUAAUCACCUCGAAGAAUGAAUAAAAUAUUUGCAACUCAGUUUGAAAUGAAAAUGGGGAAAAGUUGACGUCGUUUCAGCUUUUAAUUCAUCGGCUCUCUUCCAUGUUUACAUUAGUGCUCGGUUUCACGGCGCUCUUAACUCAGCAAAAGCUCUCUCAUGCUAAACAAUACAGUAAAAACGGGACAAUCUGCCCCGCGACAUAACAGGAGAGUGCGUUGAGGUUGGUACAUUCUUCGACAUGUCCGUCAUUUUGGUGUUAUUGCUGAUACUGAUGACAUCACUGUUAAGCGAGCUGGGAUGGCGUCGUGUGAGGUGCGGUGGUUUUUGGGCGCCUAGCGCAUCUUAUAGUCGUGGGAGACGGCGGCGUCGCAUAGCUGGCCUUUGAAGUCCAGCUCCAGCGCGAACUCCAGAUCACGCUGCAGUUAAAGAACAGGAAAUCAAUCGGGAAGCAGAUUUAUUUUAGUUUUUUUGUUUUUUUAACUCUCCUGUUACAUUUGUUUCUUUGGCACACCUGAAAAUGUUCAUUUUAUCCCUUUUUGUCACGUUUGUGGGUCAAAAUGACACGUAGUACAUGUCGUGGCUUAACAAGUGUAAUCAACUAUACAUAUAAUGAUUGAAAUGUUUUAAAAAAAUGGUUUUUUCAUCUCUUUGGAUCAUGGGUCAGAUUGACCCAGGAACACGAUUGCUGUUCCUGAGAAAUGAACGUAACACGAGGUUUGAAUGAAGGCGCAUUUGUCUUUCUUACCUCGUUCUUGUCGUUGGGCCUGACGGCGAUGCUGCCGAAUAUCUCCUCGCCUUUCUUCACGGUCAGGUAGUCCUCCAAAUAGAAGACGGUCUGCUUCCAGUGCGUGCUCGCCGCAUCCGGCGCUGCGGAAGGAGCCAAACGGGAAGUUGACGCGGGCGAAAGGAAUCGCUCCAGACGGGCAGACAAGACGGCAUCGCUCCAGAUGCCGCCGUCGUCGUCCUCGGUCUCGGGCCCCGCCGACGGCGCAAACCAAACACAGAAGAUCCUCUACGCGGCGUUAUGCGACUUAAGCUUCCAUAAUACCGUGGGCUUCCCGCAUGCCACGUUGGCAAAAAAAAAAACGGCACGAUGACGAGUCCACAAUAUUAGUUAUGUAAAUAUAUACAUAACAUGAGGUGCACCUGCUCAUGAGAUCAGGUAUUGUGUGACGCAUUCACAAAGGACGGAAGAAUGGACCCAUUUUGCAAAACUGACAUUUGCUUAGGAAGAUUAUUAUUAUUAUUUUUUUUUUCUUUCUUGAAUUUC
Phycodurus eques (leafy seadragon) is the source of this 4116-nucleotide messenger RNA. It is a transcript of the gene cracr2ab, whose product is annotated as calcium release activated channel regulator 2Ab. Gene Ontology annotation, biological process: neurotransmitter receptor transport to postsynaptic membrane; cellular response to insulin stimulus; regulation of exocytosis. Lineage: Eukaryota; Metazoa; Chordata; Actinopteri; Syngnathiformes; Syngnathidae. Gene Ontology annotation, molecular function: GTP binding; calcium ion binding; GTPase activity. Bases 383 to 2692 code for a protein of 769 amino acids. The transcript is spliced from 17 exons. Gene Ontology annotation, cellular component: synaptic vesicle; endosome; dendritic spine. The record is from RefSeq and is a predicted model, not a curated record.